Messenger RNA from Suncus etruscus (white-toothed pygmy shrew), 840 nucleotides. RefSeq names its product mas-related G-protein coupled receptor member X2-like. Gene Ontology annotation, molecular function: G protein-coupled receptor activity. Gene Ontology annotation, cellular component: membrane. The coding region runs from base 1 to 840 and encodes 279 amino acids. The transcript has a single exon. The record is from RefSeq and is a predicted model, not a curated record. Lineage: Eukaryota; Metazoa; Chordata; Mammalia; Eulipotyphla; Soricidae. Gene Ontology annotation, biological process: G protein-coupled receptor signaling pathway.
AUGGCUCCUUAUCCCAGAAAUGACACUGCAGACACGUCUCAACUACUCCAGCCUGAAAUACAGAACACAAAAGAUAAAAUACAUAUUUACAGUUAUGAAUGUUGGAAAGAUACGGUGAUGCUAACUGUAACUAUAAUCAUCUUCCUCUGUGGCCUGGUGGGAAACGGGAUUGUCAUCUGGCUGCUGAGUUUCCGCAUGAAGAGAAACCACUUCUCUGUUUAUAUCCUUAACUUGGCCAUUGCAGACUUCACUUGGCUAUUAACUUUCUUUUCAGGGAUUGCAGCUGCACGCAAAAUUUCUAUCUGUUAUCUACCUCAGUUUGCAAACAUACUCUGCCUGUCUUCUUACACAGUGGAUCUACUCCUGCUCAUGGCCAUCAGCGUUGAGCGCUGUGUUUCUGUGCUCUGGCCCAUCUGGUUCAAAUGCCAUCGCCCAAAACAUCUCUCCACCAUUGUGUGUGCCCUCAUUUGGGUUCUUUUACUUAUUAUUAGUUUAAUAAUAAAUAUAUUUCAUCACCUUAAACCUGGACAUAUAUUUAUAAUAUUGGUCAUAUAUGGAGUUAUAUGCCUUCCAACAUUCCUGGUGCUCCUUGUGUCCAGCCUGACUCUGUUCAUCUGGAUCCAGUGUUAUUACCAGCAGAGAAAGCUCCGAAGGGUCUACUGGACCAUCCUGCUCAAUUUCCUGGUCUUCCUGUUUCUUGGUGUUCCGAAUGGAGUUUAUUUGGCCUGCAAUUUGUUCAUGAAUUCAAAAUGUCAUUAUCCUAUGAUGAUGACCUUAAUAUAUUUACUCUCUCUCUUGAAUAGUGCAGUUAACCCCAUCAUCUACUUCUUUAUUGGAUGA